CAGCGGAGGUGUGAGCGGCGGCCGCGGUCGGUGGCUCGGAGGACCCAGCCGGGCGCGGAUUCACGGAGACCCCGAGACCCUGAGAGGAGCAGCAGGCGCCAUGUCGGAGCCGGCCAGGGAUGCUCGUCCGAUCCCGCGUGGCAGCAAGGCCUGCCGCCGCCUCUUCGGCCCGGUGGACGGCGAGCAGCUGCGCCGAGACUGUGACGCGCUGAUGGCCAGCUGCGCACAGGAGGCCCGGGAGAGAUGGAACUUCGAUUUUGUCACCGAGACACCGCUGGAGGGCGACUUCGCCUGGGAGCGCGUGCGGGGCCUCGGCCUGCCCAAGCUCUACCUGUCCCCGGGGCCCCGGGGGAGCCGGGACGACCUGAGAGGGGGCAAGCGGCCCAGCACGUCACCUGCCCUGCUGCAGGGGACAGCCGAGGAGGACCACGUGGACCUGUCGCUGUCCUGUACCCUCCUGCCUCACCCCCCUGAGCGGCCUGAGGGGUCCCCGGGGGAGCCUGGCACCUCUCAGGGCCGAAAACGGCGGCAGACCAUCAUGACAGAUUUCUACCACUCCAAACGCCGCCGGAUCUUCUCCAAGAGGAAGCCCUAACCUUGCGCUCCUGGAAGCAUGGGGCUCCCGUGGGCCCCUGCCCCAUCUUUGGCCUUGGUCCUUCAGUUUGUGUGUCUUAAUUAUUAUUUGUGUUUUAACUUAAAUUCCCCCCCAUGUACAUACUCUGCUUGCCACCCCCGACCCCAGCCUCUGGCAUUCUAAUUAUUUAAAAAAACAUUAGACAGCAGAAUGAUAGGCUGAUUAGAGGGCUAGGUAUUUUUAUUAUGCAAUUAUUUAAAACCCCCUCAUCCUCUGCUCUCCGUUUCCUCUCUCCCCAAGUCAGGCGGGGCUGGCAUGACCCUCAGCCGCUGGGGGCUGCUCUCCAGAGGGGCCUGGCUCCCUCGGCUCACUAUCUCCUGGGCUUUAUAAGGUUCUGCCCCUUUCCUGCAUCCUCAGAUCUGAAUUCCUUACAAUUUGAGAAGUAGACAGAUAGCACUUUGAAGGGGGCCCAGCAGAGUGGGGGAGUCAUCAAGACUUUGGAGCGCCCUCGCCUCCUCUAAGGUGGGCAGGGUGACCUUGAAGUGGGCACAGCCUAGGACAUGGCUGGGGACUUGGCACCCUCCUGGCCCCUGACCCCCCACUCUGUCCUGUGAAGCCUGGGGUAGGUAGGGUCCCGUAGCAAGCCACCCCGCCUCCCCGCCCACCCCUCUGCCGCCCACAGGGUAGCCAGCCUCAGUGUUGGGCCUCUACCCUGUUGGCUUCCUCUGCACUUUUCGAGGAGCCCAGGUGCCCCUCUUUUUUUUUUUCUGUUUGAGGAAGAUUCGCCCUGAGCUAACAUCUGUGCUAAUCUUCCUCCACUUUGUAUGUGGGUCACCGCAACAGCAUGGCUGAAAGGUAGUGUAGGUCCACAGUUGGGAUCCAAACCUGUGAACCCAGGCUGCUGAAGUGGCGUGUGCCAGACUCGACCACUGCACUACAGGGCUGGCCCCCCAGAUGCCUCUUUUCAAGCUGGGCUCUCCCCUCCCCCUCUGCUCCUCCCCUCUCCCCCCGUCCUUUCCCUCCAGUACCCUCUCAGCCCUGGAUGGCAGCUCUGGGGUGCCUGUCCCCCCAGCUCGGUGGACUGGAAGGGAGGGCCGUGCUCAAAGCAGGGCUCUCCAGUUCUCCCUCAGGCAGCUCGAGCAGCGACCGCCUGCUCCUCCUGGCUCACAGGGUAGGGGUCCUGGGUGGUCGGACAGGCCUCCUUGAGAGGGGAGCUCUCUGUGUUAGGGGUUUGUGUGGGGGCAAGCAGAUUUUUCUAGGAGGGAGAGGGUGCCCUCAGCCCCUGGACCUCAUCCAAGGCCCUUCCCAUCUGCCCCACCCUCCCCCGUGUUGUUGCACUUUGAAAAGCAGCUGAACAAGGAGUCAGAUGUUUGAAGAUGGCGGGAGGAGAGGCUGUGGCUGGGGCACACCAGUGGGCCACUCUGGGCCCGGGAGUUGGGCGCUAUUGUCUUUCCUGGCCCUGAACAUGGAGCCCCUGACUCAAGACAGCUUCCAGCUCCCGUCACAUCCUGGCCUGGGCUGUUUUCUCCUGGCUCCUCGUGUGUCCUGGUUCUCCCGUCUCCACCUAGACUGUAAGCCUCUCAAGGGCAGGGACCACGUCUUGUACUGCUCUGUCUCCUUUACAGCCUCUCCCCCAGUGCUGGUAUACAGCAGGUGCUCAAUAAAUAUUUUGUGAUAACUUUCCUUGUAA
Messenger RNA from Equus quagga, 2264 nucleotides. It is a transcript of the gene CDKN1A, whose product is annotated as cyclin dependent kinase inhibitor 1A. The record is from RefSeq and is a predicted model, not a curated record. Gene Ontology annotation, molecular function: cyclin-dependent protein serine/threonine kinase inhibitor activity. Gene Ontology annotation, cellular component: nucleus. Gene Ontology annotation, biological process: regulation of mitotic cell cycle; signal transduction by p53 class mediator. Lineage: Eukaryota; Metazoa; Chordata; Mammalia; Perissodactyla; Equidae. Bases 101 to 595 code for a protein of 164 amino acids. The transcript is spliced from 3 exons.